Messenger RNA from Perca flavescens (yellow perch), 1860 nucleotides. RefSeq lists its product as uncharacterized. Bases 67 to 1059 code for a protein of 330 amino acids. The transcript has 4 exons. The record is from RefSeq and is a predicted model, not a curated record. NCBI's taxonomy places the organism in Eukaryota, Metazoa, Chordata, Actinopteri, Perciformes, Percidae.
AAGGAAAAAACAAAGGUGAAGGAAAAGGAAAGGGCGGAUGAGAAGAAAGAGAAGGAAAAACACAAGAUGGAAAGAUAUAUCCUUCUGACGCAGAUAAACACUAACACUACUCAGCAGAACCAGCUGAAAACAUUUGAUGACGGACAAAUAAAUGUGGAGCCUCAAAGGCAAGAAGUCCACUCAACAUUUAAUCCAAGAAAGACUGUGAACUUCCUACCAACCAGCUGUCCUGAAAAUGGACCUAAACAACCCAUCACACCUCCCCUCCAGUCGGAUAAACAAAGAACAUCCAGUGUAAUUCCUAAAGUUCAAGUUCUAGAGUGGCCGGAGCCUCCAUUGGAAAGUCCUGUGGUGUCUGUAGAUGCUGUCAUCCCGAAGCAAGAACACAGAACCUCGUGCAUACCACCUACAAAGCCCGAAAACAUGACUCCUUAUCCCCUGAAGGCUCCUCCUUCAACCCCAGAGGAUCAUCAACCCCAACUAGACCCUUGGCCUCCUAAAUGCUCGCCAAUGAAGCGAGAGAUAAAGAGAGAUAAAGGGUUCCGCCUGUCUUCGACCAAAUAUAACAACAUCAGAGACCAACUACAGGUAACCCUUGAUCAAAAAGUCUUGAAGCUUUAUAAAAAAUUGAAAGCUGGCACCAAGAACUCGUCACGCCUUGGAAAAUGCUCCACCAUUGCUGAGCACCCAGCUACUUCUAAGGCUAUGCAAGCUCGCAAAGGCUUCUGUCCUCCUGUUGAUUCUAAGGCUAUACACACUCUCCAAGACUUCUGUUCUCCAUGGGUAGCACAGUUGGCCGCUAGAGUGCAUCCAGUCAAGUCUUCUAAUGCCAGACAACUUGCGGCAACCAUCCCAGCAACAGGACAUCAGAGAGUCGUGCAAAAGAUCCAGAUGAAAGACACUCUAGAACCAGCAUCCUUUCACUUCCACCAUGUGAUCCCAAUGGCCUCCCAACAGAGCUUCUUUACUUUGAAUCCAUUUGGGACGACCCGUUAUGGAAGGCUGCAGUUUUACUGGAUAAGGGCACAUGAUAUAGUUGGCUUUGUUCCAUCUUUAUAGAUCGACUUAGCAACUGGCCAGCUCUUGAAUUAUUUCAUAAUGAGGUAUUUGGCUGAACAAUAAAAUCAUCUGUUGCAUUAAUAUAAUAAUUUAGGUUCAAACUAUGGUAAUGGUGAUGUUAGUUGGUUAGAUCACUUCUUUGGUCCAGACUUACAUUUCUCAACAAAUUUUGUACAAACAUUCAUGAUCCCAAGAGAAUGAACCCUACUAACUUUAGACAUACCCUUCCUUUUCCUCUUGACCAUGUCACAACUGUCCAGUCACCAUCAAUUCAUGUCAUUGGCUCCUAGGCAUUGUAUCCUAAUAAUUUUGGUGACACCUAGCGCCACCAGCAGGUUGACAUUUGUGGUUGAAAUGUCUCAACAACUAUCGGAUGCUUUGCAAUUUGAUUCAGACAUUUGUGUCCCCCCCUUAAUUUUAACAACUUUCUUAAUUGCCUGUCGAUUCUUUUAGUCGUUAGUUUGUUGUAAGUAUGAACUGAUAUUUUGUGGUGUUAACCAAAUGCAACAAGUGUCUGAGCUGUCUGCUGAUAUAUGAUUAAUAACAAUACAUAGGACAAAAACAUGGACAGAUAUAACACAGCUUUAUUGACAUUUGUUUCUUGACAUCAGCGGUUUCAUUUGACCGAUGUUCACAUAGCUGGCAAAACAAAAACUCGUAAAUAUUUUGUCAUUAACAGAUUAAUGUAACAAUGGGUAUUGUAAAGUACUGUAAAGAAUUGUAAAUACAGAAACAUUCUACGUUAAUUCAUACAGAAAUUAAAGCUGAAAACAAAUAUGGCUAACAUUGCCUCACAUUGUC